AGCUCCUCCUCUACCUCCUUAUUUAAUGCACAGUCAUUACUGCAUGCUAGCUUUCAGAUCUGCAGGCAGAGACCAGGAAUCAUGGAGAUGUGACCAAUCAACAGACGUCUUUAUCUGCACCAGUUCUGCUCCGCCUAAUCCUGAAAAUUUUUUUUGUCUUUAACUAUUUUUUUCCUGAGUCAUUUUAAGGAUAUGCACAAUCUGCUCGGAAGAUUUUUCUCUGCUGAAGUCGGAACCUGAAUGGCUUUUUGUGCGUCUACACAGAGAUCUCACCUCAGGAUUUGUUAUUGAGAGCAGGGUUUGUGAUUAAGGCUCACACAGGACGACAGGUUGUUGUGCAGCAUCACCACUGCUUCUUCUUUUUUAAUGCUGGGAUUUUUUUUCUCCUUUUUGUACACAUCUUGCAGUUGUGAACAUGCACACAUAUCCCUGCCAGCUGCAGCAGUGCAGUCUGGCUUCAAUAUGCAUGCAUCUGUGGGUAACCGCUGCCUUAAGGACAGGCUUAAAGGCUUCUCCUGUAGAAAAGAUGCUGAUUUAAGGCGAAUGGCAGUCUAGCUUUGUUUUCUUAGCAAAGUAGACAAGGCUGUAGAGGAUUGAAAUUAACUUUACAGAUGGGAUGUGUGGACCUGAACCUGACCCUUACUUCCUGUUUUAUCCAAUCCCAACAUGAACUCUUCCUCUAAUUCAAACCAGAGCAGUUCUCCCUUGUUCUGUCUGAUGGGUUAUUCUCACAGCCUGGAUACCUGCAUACUGGAGGUGGCCAUCAUUCUCUUCCUAGCUGUGCUGAUCAUCACUGGAAAUCUAGUGGUGAUCUUUGUCUUCCACUGCGCUCCGCUGCUGCACCACCAUAGCACCAGCCACUUCAUUCAGACCACCGAUCUGCUGGUGGGCAUCAGCUGCUUGGUUCCUGCACUGUCCCUCCUUCACUACCUCCAAGACCUGAAUGAGGAGCUUGCCUGCAAAGGCUUUGGCUAUAUUGUUUCUGUGCUAAAGGGCGUCUCAAUGGCCUCACUAGCUUGUAUUAGUGUGGACCGCUACAUUGCCAUCACCCGGCCGCUGUCCUACAGCACUUUGGUGACACCAUGUCGGUUGAGGUUUUGCAUCAUUCUGAUUUGGAUUUAUUCCACCCUGAUAUUUUUGCCUUGUUUCUUUGGCUGGGGGAAGCCAGGAUACCAUGGGGACAUAUUUCAGUGGUGCUCAGACUCUUGGAAGACAAACCCAACAUUCAGCACGUUCAUCGUGGCGCUGCUCUAUGCCCCGGCAGCGUUCACUGUCUGCUUCACCUAUGGAAGCAUCUUCCGGAUCUGCCGUCAGCACACCAGGGAAAUCAACCAACAGCACGCACGCUUCAGAUCGCAGACACAGACUAUUAGGGACGUGAGGUGCGAGGGCUGCCCAGAGAAACGCUACGCCAUGGUCCUCUUCCGAAUCACCAGUGUCUUCUACGUGCUGUGGAUGCCAUACAUCCUCUACUUCCUCCUUGAGAGUGGGGGUUUGUAUCACCACACGGUAGCAUCCUUUCUCACCACCUGGCUGGCAAUUAGCAACAGUUUCUGUAACUGUCUCAUCUACAGUCUCUCCAACAGUGUCUUCCGUAAAGGCCUUGGCAAUCUCCUAAACCCACUGCUUCCGUCCUGUGUCGGCUGCGAAGACACCAAAAAUGCUCCGCCUCCGAGCAGUCUGCAACCAGAUGCUCGAUACAACGUCUGAGACCCUUAAGCCACAGAUUUGAUUUCCAAACCAUAUAUCUACAGCAUGAUGCUGUUUUUUUUUGGUCCUUAAUUCAAAUGCAUUGAGGACCAGUUGAAGGGUGCCUGUGCAAGCACAUGUUGGUCUUUUUUUUCUAAAUCAGAUGAAGAUUAAAAAAUGAGUUUGCAAAGUUUCUGCUGAGUGGUUAUUAAACGUGUGAUGUUACUUCAUGGCUACCAGCUGCAGAGUUGGAUUCACAAAGCUGAGGAAGAGACCAGACUGAACAACUAUUUUAUGUGUGCAUGUAGAGAAUAAAGUACACCCCAGCUACACUUAAGAAAUCUAAAGACCUAAGCAUACUGCAACCUGUUUAAUCCAAUUUAACAUAUUCCAAAAAUCAAAAGUUUACUCCCAAACUUUUAUAUCCAUGUCACAGGAUAGAGGUGUUAGCUCCUGAUAAGAAAACAGAUGAAAAGGUUGGUUGUUCACCUUCAUAUGAAGCAAUGAUCUGCCUGACUGAGUUCAAACUAAACAGAACAUCUGUGAGAAAAUAGAAGGGAGUCUGCAGCAGCUCACGUGGUUCUGCAUGUUUCCUUAAUCUAGUGUUAAAAAAAAAAGAAAAAAGAUAUUGAUUUAUAAGUUAGCAUUACCGUUUGUGUUCAACGCCCAACAAGAAGACAAUGGGUUUAAUUUUUUAGGAGAGAUUUAUUGUUCGAUAUGUUUCCAUCUCUGGUUAUCAGGAACUGAUUGGUCUGAUCUUUGAAAUUGUAGCCUGGAGUGUGUUUUUUUUCCUCCCCACCAGUCUGCUCAUGACUGGUGGAGCAAGUCCAAAUGGAUCUGCUGUGUUAUUCAUUUCAGGAUUUACUGCAAGAAAAAAAUAAAAAGGAACAAUAGUUAAUCAGUUUUUUAGGUUUGUUUUCUCAAUACGCAGUUGAAUCUUGGUGUUUAAAGCACUAAAGGACAACCUCUGGUUUAGAUAGCUUGGGGUUUUUUCUUUGAAUGAAGGCAGAAACUGGAUCCUUAUCUCCAGAUUUUAUUAGAUUGGACAUUAUCUCAUGCUUAGAGGCUUUUAAAAGUAAUUUCUCCUCUCAAAGGUCUGGCAGCAAUGCCUAUUUAUUGGUAUAUAAACUGCUCUGUGACCUAAGGUAUAACCCUUAAAAACAGAAAUGGAAAAUAUAUCACUGUCAUGGCUAAAAUAAUUUUGCAUGGUUGAUUUAAAUCUCACAAUUAUUGCUGUAAUUUUAUAUUUGGGUAUUAAUUUUGCUGCACAAAACCACAUUAGGUGUUGAUGUGAAUGACUGUUUAAGAUCUUUUUAAAUUAUACAGACCCAUAUUUAUAAACUAAUUAAAUUGAAAAAGUAUGUAGGCCUUCUUUGAAUUAAAGUUGAAUCUAUAGUCAAAGAUGGAUAAAACCCUGGCUGGUUAGUGUUAUUUGGUUGGAGUUUGAAACCUAGUGAUAGUUCCACAGGAACUACUUAUUGCACCUAAUGUUUGGUCUUUAAUGUUAUACAGAUAUCACUAAUUCACCUCAAGGAUUCAAACAAGAGGAUAUUGACCAGUUAUGUGAAAGUAUUGCUUUCUGGGGUAGAAAGCCUGCCUCUAACCGCAGACACAGCAAAUCUUGUGCUUGCUUUGAUUUUUUUUUAUUAUUAUAAAACACCAUUUUGUCUUUUAAAAGAGAGAGGUUCUUCCGGGAAAAAUAAAAACAGAGAUUAUCACAAUAUAAUGGAACAAUUUUAUUGUUCUUGAAAUACUUUUUCAGGUUUCCUUGAGUUUAUAAGAUUUAUAUGUUUAUAUAUGAGAUAUAUGUUUAUAAGAGUCACUUUCGUGGUGUAGUUGGACAAGCCUGCAUAAAAACUGCUAAAACUGUAAGUUGAUUUACUGAGGUGGACCCUGAAUAAGAAAGCAGCAUCAGAUUUUAUCUUGCAAAAUUCAUACAGCAUAAUUGCGAUAUUUAUAUUGAAAAACAUCCAAAUUUAAAUAGUUAGAACAAGACGCCCUAUCUCUGGAACAUAAAACAUCAGAAUUUGCAUCAAUUGCUCCAUUUAAGCACAGAACGCUUCAGUUUGUUCUAGGAAUCAUUAUUUCAUGCAUAUAUGUGUCACAUUAAGCGUCUCAUCUUUGCUCAGCUCCAUGAAAACCCAAAUAUUCAAUUAGAAAUGCCCAUUGUGAAAACAUACUCUGAUUGAAUUCAAACAGUUUGUACAGUUGGAGGCUCCCACGCCCAUUUACUUGAUAAAUAAAAAAUAUUGCCACCUGAAUCGAAUCAAACUAAUGUUUCUGACCCAUCCGUUACAUGUCUGUACUACUUCAUUCGUCAAAGAAUGGAGUACAAAUUAACCAGUAGAGAUUUUAUUGACCUUUUUUCUUCACCAACUAUGUAUUAGAUGUUUUAAAAAUAUGUCCUGC
Molecule: messenger RNA, 4098 nt
Organism: Cyprinodon variegatus (sheepshead minnow)
Lineage: Eukaryota; Metazoa; Chordata; Actinopteri; Cyprinodontiformes; Cyprinodontidae
Product: probable G-protein coupled receptor 21
Biological process (GO): G protein-coupled receptor signaling pathway
Cellular component (GO): membrane
Molecular function (GO): G protein-coupled receptor activity
Source: RefSeq, a predicted model, not a curated record